CCGGCGGACCGUCUCACAGGCGUGCCGGCAGCUCCGGAGGUGUUGUUAUUUCCCCGGUUGCUGGUCUGUCCCAUUCUUCUGCCGCGAUUCGUCGCUGUUUCUGCCCCGGUCUGAGUGUUCUGUUGCCCCGCUGGCGCUGAGAGGAUGAAGCCGAAGCAGAAGCUGCGGCACGUGGUGGCCUGGAUGAGCCGCGCGGAGUGGGAGCAGCUGCUGGAGAACCUGCACUCCGGACAGGCGGCGCUGCAGACCCACGCCCUGCACAGACUGAGCGCCUGGAGGGGCAGGUUUGGGAACAGUACUCCCGUGGCAGUGGAGAGCACUGCUGACCUGGUCCGCUGUCAGGUUCUGGAUAGCACUGGCAAACUAGAGGGUGAUGACCUGGUUCUGCUGUACGGCAUGGCACUGACAAGGUUUGUCAAUUUUAUACUGGAGCGUCAUCAAGGGAGAGUAGCCAAACCCCUUCGACGUCUAGCCAGCAAGUUAAAUAUUCCAGAGUGGAUUGUGAACCUGAGGCACGCCAUGACUCAUCGCAAACUGCCCUCACUCAAAUGGUGUCGGAAAGGGUGUGAGUUUUUGUUAAAUUGGCUCCGGCAAGAGUACUGGUCCCGGCAACUGAACGGCGGUCUGAUAGAAGACUGGAGCUCUUCGUCUGAUGAGGAAGAGGAUGAAGGCGAGAGAAGCAGAAGGCAUGAGGAAGAAAGAGCAAAGAGACAGAGAGAGAUAGAGGGACACAAAAAGGCCAGAGAGCUGCUCAUCUCUUAUGAACGAGAACAGUUCCAGGUGUAUGAAGAGUUGCUGAGACGCAGCGCAGAGCACGGACCUUGGCCAGAGGCAAGUGCUGAUCUCGGCUGGAUCCUUGCUCAGAUCAAACACUUCAGCUCUGAAUCCAGAGAUAUACUGAUGGAUGCUUUAGUGCAAGAUGGAUUUUUAAUCCCAACAGCAGAGCAGCUGGAGUCACUGGACAUCGAUCCAUCAGAGGAUCUGUUUGACCCAUUAACUCCAUCUUUGCCUCAAGUGUUUCUGCGUUUCUGGUUUCCGAUGUGGAAGGUUCUUAACUCACCCUUGUUUGUCACUCUGAUCCUGGAGAAGCUAUUCGCUGAGCUGUCUAAUGAGAUGACCAGUCACAGGGCUUAUUACAUAUCAGCCUGGAUCUCAGAGAUUCUGCACUGCAACAGUAGAAUCAUUAGAAGGGUGAAGAUCAUGAAGGAGAGGAUUUUUGUUAGUAGAAUUUCGUUCCAGUGGCAAGAUCUCAUAACUGCAUGUCUGAAUGCACCAUGUCCAGCAACACCGUACCUGCUCCAACAGAUUUUAAAUGACAUGGAGAUGCCCCUCCCCCCAGCAACGCAACACAAUUUGCUACGCCUCUGCAGCAUCUACACUCAGACUAACCAUGGAGACUGUUCACCUAGCAACAUUGACUCCUCCCAUCCUGUAUACACACUAGAGAGCCUUCAGGAGAGACUGCAGGGUUCCACACAGAACAGACAUGCCCACUCUCCAAACCACACCCCUGGGUCGGGACAGGCUCCACCCAGUCUGGACCUGCAGGAGAAUUUGAGCGCUGAAACUGUCCAGGAACGGAAUGCGGUAUUACGUGGGUCGCCAUGGAGUGUGUGUACAGAUAAGGUACCCUGGAAGCUGCACCCACUGGGGAAAGUUUCGGGGCAGUCAGAGGACCCCUCCUGUCUGCUGGUGGAGACGUAUACCACACUGACCGUGUUUGACCAGCAGGUGGAGCUGGACCAGAUUCCCCCUCCUCAUGGCAACACAAGUGGGCUGCUGCAGACCAGAAGUGGAUCAGAUGGGCCACUGUGGACCCACAAUGACAUCAGCAAACUCAAGGCUGGAUUAAAACUUUUCUAACACACGCGGCCAUCGCCGCCACUAAAAUAAUAAACAUGUAUGCCUUUGUAAGCAAAAGUAUACUCUGUACUUGUAUUUGAUGAACUUGUAUUUGCAUUUGAUAAAACUGUUGUUAUCUCAACCUUUA
Messenger RNA from Astyanax mexicanus (Mexican tetra), 1990 nucleotides. RefSeq names its product LAS1 like ribosome biogenesis factor (gene las1l). The record is from RefSeq and is a predicted model, not a curated record. NCBI's taxonomy places the organism in Eukaryota, Metazoa, Chordata, Actinopteri, Characiformes, Acestrorhamphidae. The transcript has 13 exons. Gene Ontology annotation, cellular component: Las1 complex; preribosome, large subunit precursor. Gene Ontology annotation, biological process: maturation of LSU-rRNA; maturation of 5.8S rRNA. The coding region runs from base 145 to 1863 and encodes 572 amino acids. Gene Ontology annotation, molecular function: endonuclease activity.